Molecule: messenger RNA, 1459 nt
Organism: Rubroshorea leprosula
Lineage: Eukaryota; Viridiplantae; Streptophyta; Magnoliopsida; Malvales; Dipterocarpaceae
Source: the annotation of a GenBank genome assembly
ACCAUUAAGCCGCACCUUAACAUAAUAUAGAUAGAAGACAAAUUAGUUGAGGCAAAAAAAUUAAGCUAAGAUCAAUCACUACUUGGGAUAAGAUAACACAAAAAUUUCCUGUUUAUUUGAGAGGGAACAAUGCAUGAAUAUGAAUCCUUAACAAAUUCAAGCAAAAUGUAAUAUCCCAUAUUUUCUGAAAUUCUAGCAUUUAAGUUGAGGACCUUGGUGUGAGAAAAUAUUAUUUUGGGGCUUAUUAGCUAAAAUAUCCAAACUUGAGGGACUUAAAAGAGGAAAGAAUGUGGAUAAGGAUCAGCUAUUUUUUCCUUCUUUCUUUCUUCUUUAGCCCGCGUGUUCUGUUCUUCUUCUUCUUCCCAGCAGCCGAACAAAGGCCCCUAAGCCCGACAGCAACCCCACUUGGAAAACCGGUAAGGAGGCUUGAUGUUAUCCUUCUUUUCUUGUCCAAGAACAAGAUUUAGGAGCUUAGAAACCUUCUCCCCCUGCAGGAAAUUCCAGAUUUGCUCUGCUCUGUCUUCAACGCCGGCUACUCUUGAUUGUGGGUGCGAAUUUCUCUAAUUUUUGGGUAAGGAACAGCCACCAAUCCCUCUGUUCUUCUUUGAAUUGGCUUGGGUUUACCUUAAUUUCUCUUGGUUUCACAAUUUCCAGUAGAUUUCUUGAUUUUUCUCCCCAAUUCUCGCCAGCUUCCCCUAGCUUGCAGCUUCGGUUUGCUUGCUAGAAAUUCUGGUAUGUUGACAGCCCCUCCAAGCUCGAAAUUUCAUCAAUUAAUUGCUGAAAUUGUCCAUUUAAUUACUGCCCCAUGUGUUUUCCGAAUUUUGUUGAAUUAGGGGGAUGAAUUUCGGUAGUAAUUAGAGCAUAAUUGAGCUUAAUUCAUGUAUAAAUUGCUUAAGUUGGCUGCUGUGAUUUUUGGAGAGAAAAUCCCGUGAUUAGCUAUUGUUUUACCAAUUUUGGAAGUUGCAGUUACUGUUUACGGUACUGUUCAUGCACUAAUGGCCAACAAUUAACGGGGAUUAAAUGUUUAUUUUGUAAUAUAAGAACAAAUUUGGUGAUGUCCGGUCUUGUGGAGACUGAUAGAAAUAACAUUGUGAUUAGGGGUAGUCCUAAUGAUGAUUUCAGUUUGAAUUUGUGGUAGUGCGAUAUUAAUUUUGGAAUAUUUUGGUUAGGUUCUUGAUCCUUGGGGCACUUUAGUAUGUGGCUUGAGUCUUCGGUUUAAUGCGAUUUGAGGUAAGUAAAUUAUGGUAAUGCUCUUUGAUUUCAAGGCAUAUUUUAAAUUGUUUUUGAGAUGGUGGCAAUGUUUAAAUUGAUUUUAUUUGCACCGAGCAUGAUUGGUUUGAAAUGAAAUUGUUUUCAUUUGCAUUGAGUAAAGCAUGCCUAUUUGGAAUUGACUGAACUGCCUUGAUGAACUAAGAAUUUUGUAAAUUCUAAGUUUUUCUAUUAAAUCCAUGCUCACAUG